Molecule: messenger RNA, 2092 nt
Organism: Apus apus (common swift)
Lineage: Eukaryota; Metazoa; Chordata; Aves; Apodiformes; Apodidae
Gene: TRAF5
Product: TNF receptor associated factor 5
Exons: 10
Coding region: 1-1674 (557 amino acids)
Biological process (GO): protein K63-linked ubiquitination; regulation of apoptotic process; positive regulation of canonical NF-kappaB signal transduction
Cellular component (GO): plasma membrane signaling receptor complex
Molecular function (GO): zinc ion binding; tumor necrosis factor receptor binding; thioesterase binding
Source: RefSeq, a predicted model, not a curated record
AUGGCCUGUGACGAGCCCGCUGGUCUCUCGGGCACCUUCACGCGCCAGAACUCCGGCAGCGCUGUCUCUCUGGACUUCGAGCCCGACGCUGAGUACAAGUUUGUGGAAACCUUGGAAGACCGGUACAAGUGUGCCUCCUGCCACCGCGUCCUGCGCAAUCCUCACCAGACGGGAUGCGGGCACCGGUUUUGCCAGCAGUGCAUUCUUUCUUUGAGAGAGUUGAAUGCAGUACCCACCUGUCCUGUCGACAAAGAAACAAUAAAAAUGCACGAGGUAUUCAAAGACAACUGCUGUAAAAGAGAAGUUCUCAACUUGAGUGUAUUCUGCAAAAACAUUCCCAACUGCAAUUCAAAAAUAAUCUUGGGACGUUAUCAGGAACAUCUUCAGCAGUGUCAGUUUGAAAGCAUGCCAUGCACUAAUGAUGGAUGUUGUGAUCAAAUUCUUCGGAAAGACUUGAAAGAGCACUUGAGCCAGCACUGUAAAUUUCGAGAAGAAAUGUGUCAGUACUGUAAUAAAUACGUGGUCUUAGUGAACAUAAAGAAUCAUGAGAAAAAUGACUGUCCUGAAUAUCCUGUGCCUUGUCUCCAAAACUGUUCACAAAUAAUUCUGAAAAAGGAGAUUGAAAAGCACUACGCUGUGUGUCCUGAGGCAGAAGUGGACUGCCCGUAUAAGCAGUACGGCUGUCUUGUAAAGGUUAAAAGAGGGAAGCUUGCUGAACAUGAAAACAGUGCCCUGAGGGAACAUAUGCUGCAGAUUCUAGACAAGAACUCCCGGCUGGAAGAACAGAUAUCUGACCUGUAUAAGAGCCUGGAAUGUAAGGAGAUUAAAAUCCAGCAGCUAGCAGAGGCCAUUAAAAAGUGUGAGAAAGAAUUCAGACAGUUUACACAAGUGUUCGGUAAAAAUAGCAACUUGAUGGUAAGCACACAGGCUCUGGCCAAUCACCUGGAUAAGUCUGCACGCCUGGAAUCUCAGGUGAAACAGCUAAUACAGAUGGCAAACCAGCAACAAAGUAAAUUAGACUUGCGACCCCUCUUUGACACAAUUGAGAAUGUAAAACAGAAGAUUGCCCUGAUGGAGACAUACGAUCAGCGCCUGGUCGUUUUGGAAGAUCAGUCCAGCAAACACGAUCUCCAGAUCAAUAUUCACAAAGCACAGCUCAAUAAAAACGAAGAACGAUUUAAGCUGCUGGAAGGCACAUGCUACAACGGGAAAUUAAUCUGGAAAAUCACGGACUACCAGAUGAAGAAAAAAGAAGCAGUGGAAGGCCGUGUCCUCUCCAUAUUCAGCCAGCCCUUUUACACCAGCCGCUGCGGGUACCGGUUAUGUGCCAGAGCCUACCUGAAUGGGGAUGGCUCAGGAAAGGGAACACACGUCUCUCUCUACUUCGUAGUGAUGAGAGGGGAGUUUGACUCGCUGCUACUGUGGCCUUUCAAGCAGAAAGUGACACUUAUGCUUUUGGACCAAAGCGGGAAAAAAAAUCACAUUGUGGAAGUCUUUAGAGCUGACCCCAACAGCAGCAGUUUCAAAAGGCCGGAUGGAGAAAUGAAUAUUGCCUCUGGAUGCCCACGCUUCGUGCCACACACAGUCCUGGAGAACACAAAGAACACCUACAUCAGAGAUGACACACUGUUUUUGAAAGUGGUUGUGGAUUUAACUGAUCUGGAGGAAUUGUGAAAAGUGUGCCUGAUCAAUGUGACUGCUUUAACCAUUAAGAAAUGCUUUCUUGGUGACUACCAGCCAUACAAUAGUGAAUUGCCACUAGUCAAUCUACACAUAAUGUUUCGAGGCUUUUGGACUAUGUAACAGAUAAUGAAUUGCCAAAGCAUCAGCCUUUCUUUUUUAAAACUUUUUCCAAAACUGCAUUUUUAGGGCAGCUAGAAGUCCAGUUGGAUGCAAACAUGCAUUCCAUCCAGACUUGGCGCAGUCCAGGCUGGGGGGAAUGCUUGGCUCCCAUCACGUACUGGCCUUUAGAGAUGAAACUCCUCCAGUAAGCCCUGGGGGAGCCCAAGCAGGCCUGUGGGCUCCCAUCCCUCACACAGAACUGAAACCAUGCCUGAGCAUGCAAGUGCAUUUCACCUGUCUGAAAUGGAAA